This is a messenger RNA of Rotaria sordida, 666 nucleotides long. NCBI's taxonomy places the organism in Eukaryota, Metazoa, Rotifera, Eurotatoria, Philodinida, Philodinidae. The record is from the annotation of a GenBank genome assembly.
AUGUAUUGGAAUGAUGAUUUAGCUGAAAUUGCACUACGCUAUGCUCGUGGAUGUAUAUUUGAUCAUGAUAAAUCCAUUCAAAGAAAUCUACCAAAAAUUCCAUUAUCAACAGGACAAAAUUUAGCUAUGGGUUAUGAAAAUUGGACACAAGCUAUUCAAGGAUGGAUUGAAGAAAAAGAACAUUAUUUUUAUAGUUAUCCAUCAGCAGGAAUUGUUACACAUUAUACACAAAUGAUAUGGCAUUCAACAGCAUUAGUUGGUUGUGCAGCAACAAUUUGUCCUCCAUAUGGACCAUAUACUAUUCCUUGGCCUUUUUAUAUUUGUAAUUAUAUCACUGGACAAUUGAACAGUGAUUUUCAUAGACCUUAUGAUCAAGGUUCUCAUGAUCAAUCAUUACAUGAUUGUCAAGGUAAAGUAUGUCUAUAUAAUGGUACACUUGAUUUGAAUACAUGUGAAUGUAAAUGUUCAACAUAUGCAAGUGGUUCACAAUGUGAACGAUUAAAUUGUUCAAUAUUACCUCCAUGUCUAUAUUAUUCAUCAUCAUCAUGUAUUGCUGUUAAUGUUCCAUUAGAAUGUCCUCGUUUAUGUGGUUUAUGUGAUCGAUAUGAAGUAUUAAAAAAUGUUUAUGGAGAAAAUAAUUUAGCACCUAAUAUGCUAACAGUUAAA